CAAAAAUAAAGCUUUUUAAAAAUGGGUUGCAAAGUCCCAUUUAGAUUUUUUAGAUCGCCGUGGAUGAAAAAAACGAGGAACAGGACCCGUUAAUUGCACAUUCCUUCUGGUCGUCGUAGCUCAGAACUGCAGAAAGAAGCCCCCAAAAUCUCAUCCAUCCGCCCAUCGUCAUCAGCCUCUGCCUAUUUCUUUCAUAUUACAACUCGACGCCUUUAGUCGGGUCUGCUUUGUAUCUCUCUCUUGCCUGGAAAAACUCAACCUCACCUUAUUACGUCUGGUUUGGCGUGUCCAUGAGGUUUGUUGCCAGAAGAAUUGUUAACAUUACGAGCUUCAAGUUUCCCCAAAGAUGGUUGUGUAGCAAUGCAGGAGCCAAAUUGCCUGAUUCUGAUUGUGACCAAAUUAUCAAGGUGGGAGCCUUUGCGGCACUGGGGUAAUGAUGACGAGUGACGACUGGGGCCAUUAAAGGAGCAUGAGAUGACUAGCCAUGCCUCACAAUAUGAUAUUGCCAUUGUUGGAGGUGGCAUGGUUGGCAUGGCAUUAGCUUGCUCACUAGCUAGUACACCAUUGACAAGUAAGUUAAGGGUGGCUAUAAUUGACAGCAAUCCUGCACUUUUGAAUGUCGACUUCUUGGAAAAAGAAGUCCCUCCUGAUCCAAGAGUCAGCACAGUAACUCCUGCAACGAUAUCCUUUUACAAAGGUGUGGGUGCAUGGCAACAUGUCCAACAACACAGGCAUGCCUUUUUUGAUAAGAUGCAGGUCUGGGAUUACACAGGUCUAGGAUAUACAAGGUACAAUGCAAGAGAUGUUGGUAAAGAAGUUUUAGGGUGCGUUGUCGAGAAUAAAGUUCUUCACAGAUCCCUGUUAUCAUGCAUACAGAAUACAGACUUCGAGAAGAGAAUAUACCCUGCAAAGUUAAGCUCAAUGACCUUAAAUUCUAGUAGUUCGUCCACAACUUCCAGUGGCAAAUCACAGUCAUGUGGAAGUUCUGUUAGAUUGGGUUUGAGCAAUGGUGAUAGCUUGAAUGCAAAGUUGGUGGUUGGAGCUGAUGGGUCAAAAUCACAUGUUAGGGAGUUGGCAGGAAUUGAGACGGCUGGAUGGAAAUAUUCUCAGUGUGCCAUAAUCUGUACCGUUGAGCAUGCAGAGCCGAACCAAAUUGCUUGGCAAAGAUUUUUACCCAAUGGUCCAAUCGCGCUUUUGCCCAUAGGUGAUCAUUUCAGCAACAUUGUUUGGACCAUGGACCCCAAAGAAUCAUUGGAGCGGCAAUCAUUGAGCGAGAGUGACUUUGUGAACAUAGUGAACAGUGCAUUGGUUGAAGGGUAUGGCCCACCUCCUAAAUCACCACCAUUUGGCGGUCCUAAUUUAUUUUCUUGGCUGAGACCAGCAAAUGCCACACCAUCAUCAGCUGAUGAUUGCUUUGGACUUCCACCAAAAAUCAUAAAAAUGGCUUCUGCAAGAAUGGUAUUCCCAUUGUCCUUGAUGCAUGCCAAAAGUUAUGCAAAAAGGCGUGUGGUUCUUAUAGGCGAUGCAGCACACACUGUUCAUCCACUGGCUGGUCAAGGAGUGAACAUGGGCUUUGCUGAUGCCAUUGCUCUUUCGAAAGUCAUCGCUGAAGGUGUCACUGUAGGAUCUGACAUUGGAGAGGUUUCUGUGUUGCAGAAAUAUGAAUCAGAGAGGAAACCAGCAAACAUGGCAAUGAUGGCAGUGCUAGAUGGGUUUCAAAAGGCGUAUGCUCUUGAUUUUAUGCCUGUCAAUCUACUCCGGGCGGCUGCUUUCCAGGCAGCUCACUACAUAUCACCACUGAAACGAAAUAUCAUCUCUUUCGCUUCUGGUGAACACAAGCUUCCGCUUCUCUUCUCCUGAUCUUAUGUGAGUUUUUUUCUUUCUAUAAAAGUAUAAUUUUGGUAUAAUAUCGUUACACAAUAAUGCUCUACUGGCCUACAUUUCCUGAUGUAUUUAUUUAAACAACUAUUAUGAGAAUUAAGUGAUGUAUUUAUUGUUAAUAUCAUUACAGAAUACAGAAUAAUUGUCUACUAGCGCAUUCUCCCCACACUUCCUGAUGCAUUUAUUUAGGCAAUUAUUUUGAGAAUUAAGUGCUCUAUUUGUGGUUAAUUAAUGCUUUGACUAACUUUAAAGUUUGUGUGUUGUACUGACGAUGGGU
Molecule: messenger RNA, 2158 nt
Organism: Cuscuta epithymum
Lineage: Eukaryota; Viridiplantae; Streptophyta; Magnoliopsida; Solanales; Convolvulaceae
Source: the annotation of a GenBank genome assembly